This is a messenger RNA of Megalops cyprinoides (Indo-Pacific tarpon), 369 nucleotides long. RefSeq names its product 60S ribosomal protein L37. Gene Ontology annotation, molecular function: RNA binding; structural constituent of ribosome. The record is from RefSeq and is a predicted model, not a curated record. Gene Ontology annotation, biological process: translation. NCBI's taxonomy places the organism in Eukaryota, Metazoa, Chordata, Actinopteri, Elopiformes, Megalopidae. Gene Ontology annotation, cellular component: ribosome; cytosolic large ribosomal subunit. The transcript is spliced from 4 exons. The coding region runs from base 41 to 334 and encodes 97 amino acids.
ACUCUCUUCCGGUCUCUAUCGUGUCAGCUUCAGGAGGAAGAUGACGAAGGGAACGUCGUCCUUUGGGAAGCGCCGGAAUAAGACGCACACACUGUGCCGUCGAUGCGGCUCAAAGGCUUACCACCUUCAGAAAUCAACCUGCGGGAAGUGCGGAUAUCCCUCCAAACGGAAGAGAAAGUACAACUGGAGUGCUAAGGCCAAGAGACGCAGCACCACUGGAACAGGUCGCAUGAGGCACCUGAAGGUGGUGUACCGCAGGUUCAGAAAUGGAUUCCGUGAAGGAACAACACCCAAGCCGAAAAGGGCCGCUGUGGCUGCCUCCAGCUCUUCUUAAGCUGAAUUUAAAAUAAAUAUGCGAUUUAAAGUGAA